Astyanax mexicanus (Mexican tetra) is the source of this 3886-nucleotide messenger RNA. RefSeq names its product NK6 homeobox 3 (gene nkx6-3). The record is from RefSeq and is a predicted model, not a curated record. Gene Ontology annotation, biological process: regulation of transcription by RNA polymerase II; cell differentiation. The transcript has 3 exons. Gene Ontology annotation, molecular function: RNA polymerase II cis-regulatory region sequence-specific DNA binding; DNA-binding transcription factor activity, RNA polymerase II-specific. NCBI's taxonomy places the organism in Eukaryota, Metazoa, Chordata, Actinopteri, Characiformes, Acestrorhamphidae. Gene Ontology annotation, cellular component: nucleus. Bases 935 to 1756 code for a protein of 273 amino acids.
CUGUAUAUGUGAGCGAGUUCUAUACUGCACCAUUUCUCAGCAACACCUUGUCCGUAUCGUCAGAAAUGUUGUGUAGCAGAAUAACAAGCGCGGUGUUCAAUCUAUUCCACAAGCAGCAGUUUGCUUCCUAUUUGUAGUGCACAAUUCUACACAAUCAACAUAAAAGCAGCAUUUACCAAGACCAGGUAAAAUGAAGUCCAGGCUGUGGUGAAAGCCUCCUAAAGUCCCAUCUCUUUCCGUUCCCAUCUGUAACUGCUCCUCCACAGCCGGGGCAGGGAGCUCCAUCAAAAACUCACUCAUUCCCACCCUGCCACUUCAAAAAGCCAUUAAUCUGCUGUUAGCCAAUCAACAACUGCUGUCCUGUGCAAUGACCAAUGAUAUGCUCCAGCAUUCUCUGCACUCGUCCAAUCCUGGCCCGGCAGGAUAGUGUUGGGCCAGGGUUAUCAGGAGAGGGUCAGAUAUCUGUAAGGUAGUUCUUAUUUAUGAUCUGAGAGCAAGGAGCUGCCUUGAGGGCAGUAGAGGUCUGAAGUGAGGAAGUGAGAGUGGUGGUAGGUUAAAGGUGGUGAGAUAGCUGCUGUUGACUUUGGCAGGAAGGAGAGCAGGACUCUAUCAAGAAAUGGAACAGAACAGGUAGAAUUUGAGUGAAAUAAAGAUAUUUCAUUUAGGGGUUUAAGCACUUUGAGCUGCCCCUAAAGCAGAACUAAGGUAGAGGGAAACACCUCGGGAAACUUUGUGGCGUAAUAAGGAACGACCAGUAACAACCUUCCCAAAACUUACCAAAGAAAGUCCAGUAUUACAGUUUUCUUCAGGAGGGUAUUUCAACCCAGACCCUCGGACCACCUGAGGACGUUUGAUGUGAUUUAAAGACCUUCUUCAAACUUUCACCCUGGAGCCGUCGUUACUGGACAAAGACGAGGGACAGACACUGGUUCCCAUGGAGUCCAAUCUCUCUGGGACUUUCCUCUUCAACAACAGUCUGAACCAGUUCCCCUCGGACAUCAAGGCACCCGUGUGCCAGUACUCAGUGUCUAACUCCUUUUACAAGCUCGGCCCCACCAACCUCAACGCCCAGCUGCAGGCGGGCACCCCGCACGGCAUCUCAGACAUCCUCAGUCGAUCUAUGAUGGGAGCUCCUAAUAACACCAGCCUGAUCCCAGGAUAUUCCACCAUGGGCAGCUUUGGCACGACCAUGUCCAGCCCAGGCGUGUAUUAUAACCGGGAUUAUGCCCCUGCAGGACUGGGCACUUUCCCCAAAGCCAGCGCAGAGUGCCCGGGCAUGAAGGGAAGGAGCAGCAGCUGCUGGGUGGAUGGAGGGUACGACUGGAGAGGGGGAAGACAACAGUGCAGCAACACAGACAUGGGUCAUCCUGCAGAGACGGUGGGCAGAAAGAAGCACACGAGACCCACCUUCAGCGGACACCAGAUCUUCGCCCUGGAGAAAACCUUUGAGCAGACCAAGUAUUUAGCAGGACCAGAGAGAGCACGGCUGGCGUAUUCACUGGGCAUGACCGAGAGCCAGGUUAAAGUGUGGUUUCAGAACCGACGUACGAAGUGGCGCAAGAAGAGUGCGUCCGAGCCGAGCUCCACACAGGCCAACCGGACGGAGAGCGGCCGGGACGGCUCUGAAAACGAGCUGGAGGACGAGGAGUACAACAAACCACUGGACCCCGACUCAGACGACGAGAAGAUCCGCCUGCUGCUGCGUAAACACCGCAGAGCGUUCUCCGUUCUGCGUCUGGGACCACACCACGUCUGAUACAAUACACACACACACACACUCCACGCUGUUUACCAGAGGUGGGCAAGACUAGGCCAGCACCAUACACCUGUAAAAAUUUCAAAAGAAAUGUGCUACAAAUGUUUUAUUAAGUGAUGCCACACACACAGUGCAGAAGUUUUAAAGAAUUAUGUAUGAAAUUUCACCAGUAGCAUCCCACAGCGAGCCUGACUACAAACAAAAACUAAAGUGUUGCCAAGCACUUUUUUUUUCUUGCAAAAUAGAUGUUGUGACAAGUGUGCUGAUAAGUGCUGAUAUGCAGCAAAAGCACACUAAAGAAUAUGGAUGACAAAAUGGAUAAAGAGCAGUGUGUGUUUAACUCCACCCUCAGCUUUCGCUUCAUCCCGUGUCUUCUUUUCUUAUUGGCUGUAUUACUGAGAGAUCCAGAGUUUUAACCUGACAUAUUGAGAUAUUUGUUGGGGGCUUGCAAGGCAUUUAUGAUCACUCACUGAUCUCUUGGAUCUCAUAUCUUUCAGCUUUUCACUCAUAGCGGCUGAAGGCCAAUUUAUACUUCUGCGUCGAACCUACAUCGUAGCCAAGCUGUAGCUUGACACGCACCUUUCUGGAAAUGUAACUACAUGUCAGGCGACACAGUCGCAGCUGGCAUUGGUCUGCCGGACCUUGCGCCUCCGCCUUCAGGGUUUAAACUGCGUAGAGCACAGAGCUGCGUAGCUGGAUACGCAUAGGCUAUGACAUAAGUUUUUGGUGCAGAAGUAUACAUUAGGCUUGUUCCAUCACUGAGCGAACAGCGAUUUUACUUUACUUUUGUCAGCAAUCUACCAAUAAAAAUGUGCAGUUGAAUACAGACUUGCUUGCUGUACUAGUUUAUUCCUACAUAUUAGAAACCUGUUUUAUUAUGGGACCAAAAACUGGUUAUUUUGCUAGUUUGAAACAUCAGUUUAAGGUUAUUCAGGAAGAGAAAUAGAAGAGAGAGAGAAAACUCAGAACUUUGUGCUGGAGUUUGGGUAGCUUCAGCUUGUUGUAGGAAGUGAGUCCCACUUCUAUAAGUAGAAUCAGGAAGGAGAGAUAACAGAGUUAAAGGGAGGAGAUGGGGUGGUGGAGGGCUUCGGAAACUUGUCAUAACAAGUUCAUAGAAUUGUUAAAUUGGAAAGGGGAGGAGCUUUAGGCAUAUUUCUGGUUUUAAAACUUUAUGGCAUUACUCUAAAACAAAAAAAAAAAAACAUUUGUAGCACAUUAUUUUUACAAACUGUCUCUUCAGUGAAAAGUGAUUUAAUAUAAUUUACUCAAACAUUUAUCAUAUGUAUUACUUUUACAUAAACUUUCACUUUAGCACAGUUAUCUUGGCUCCAACUGUGUUAAUAAGAAAUAUUAUAUUCUGUGUUUUUAUAACUGAGCUCUUUCAAAAUUAGCCCUAUAUCAAGCACUAAUUGUUAUUCUUUUUAUUUUUUUAUAAAGCAUGCAUUUUUCUUUAAAUUCAUGAAGGCACUUAAAAUAACUUACUAUAUUGAAGAAAACAACUGAUUCCUCCCAAAGGGUCAAUAGCUAGUUAUUUGUUGGAAGGGCUCAUUUGUAGAAGUUAAACGUUAAAACGUUAUUAGGUGAUAAGCUAAUUGUGUUGGGUAUUGUUCUUCACCUUUUGGCCUAAAAUAAAACACUAAACCUUGAAAAACGGUAGAGCAGAUAUUGAACCAAUAGAACAAAUUGAAAGGCAGAGUGAGUGUUUAAUUUUGACACUACCAGUUACUCCCCACCUCUGGUUUUACAGCAGCAUCUCUUCAUACAAUAUUCAGUCUACACUUUUACCUCAGACUAUACAACUGAAGUUCGAGUCGGAGGUCAAAGUUCAGCAGGACCGUGUUUGUAAUAAACAUAUUGUAUUCCACACACAGAUUUCUAGUACCUAUUGUUUUAACAAAGCAUACUGUAUAUGUACAUAAUGUCCAAGAAUCUGUCUAUUAUUUAUUGGAUUUUCAAAUUGUAAAGCACGUCUCGGUUAUGCUGUGGUGAGCAGAGUCAAUAUAACGCAUAACAAAACUGAAACUGUGCAACAAAAUCUUGUGCCUGGUACUGUUUAUUUGGUGACUGUGUGUCUGUUUGUGUGUGGUGAUUUUAGAGUCUGUUGGGGUCCUCCAACUAGUUUUUGCACAG